AUUUACACAUAAUCUGUUAGUGGCAAUCAUAGACCACCAAAUAUGGAAAAACACCUGUUCUUGUUUCUCAUCUCUCUCCUCUUCUUCUCCUCUUCAACUCAUGCAUCAAACUCUUCUUCAUGCCCCAUAGACUUUGCCUACGUCAACACCUUCCCAUGGGACACUUCCGACUGCACCACUGCCACCACCAACGCCACCCAAAACUGCUGCUCCGGCCUCAGGAGCCUCUUCGGCAUCGGCCUCUCCAACCACCUACACAAAAACAAAAGCUUCUAUUUCCCAACCCUACAAGCCUCCAAUUCUUGUUUCAAUGACUUCCAAUCCCACCUCUCUUCAUUAAACAUUAAACAAAUCUUUUCCACCUGCCUCACCUCCCCCGAAGAGUUCGUCGCUAAUCCGUCGAGUUGUGCGGGGAUAAUGACGGUUUCUGAUUGGAUCAAGACCGUUGGUCCCAAGCCAGUUUUUGAGUCCUCAUGUGAUGGAGAUCUUGGUGGAUAUUUGAAGUGUAGAUCUUGUCUUGAUGCAGGUAUGGCGGUUAAUUCUGGGUUGGUUUCCUUGAACCAAAACUCAACCAAAUGUUUUCAGUUCACUGCUCUAUAUGCUGCUGGAAUCAUCAACAGAUUUGGACCCGAAGAUACUCGAACUGCGGAUUGUAUACUCGCGGUAUCUGUAUCCAAACCCAAGUCUAAAUCCAAUUCAAGAUCGAAAAAGAACAUCAUUUUUGCUGUUUUAGGAGCUUUGGGUGGAACCCUAGUUGUUUUAGGUGGAAUCUUGGUUUACAGAAGAUGUAGGUUCAAGAGGAAAGAGAGUCAGUUGCAUAAAGAUUAUGUAAAGAAUGUGAAAGAUCGAGUCUUGCCCAAUACCGGUGCAAAAUGGUUUCAGAUAGAAGAUCUUGAUGCAGCCACAAAAGGGUUUUCACAACAAAAUUUGAUUGGUCAAGGUGGGUUUGGGGUUGUUUACAAAGGAACCCUCUCUGAUGGAACUGUUGUUGCUGUGAAAAAGAUGACUAGCUCCGACACAGAAGCUGAUGAUGAUUUUGUUAACGAGGCUGAGAUUAUAAGCAAGAUCCGGCAUCGGAAUCUUCUGCCGUUGAGAGGGUUUUGUGCUACAAGCGAUCCGGUUAAUGGGACCGAAAGGUAUCUUGUUUAUGAUUUUAUGUCGAAUGGUAGUUUACAUGAUCAUAUAUUUGAUCAAAAGGGGUCAAGCAAAAGGUUAAGUUGGCCUCAAAGAAAGUCUAUUAUUCUUGAUGUGGCUAAUGGGCUGUCUUAUUUGCAUAAUGGGAUUAAACCCGCAAUAUUUCAUCGCGAUAUAAAGGCAACAAAUAUCCUACUGGAUUCGAAUAUGAAAGCAUUAGUUGCAGAUUUCGGAUUAGCUAAGCAAAGUAGAGAUGGACAGUCUCAAAUGACUACAAGAAUUGCGGGGACUUAUGGUUAUGUGGCUCCUGAAUAUGCGCUUUAUGGACAACUGACAGAAAAGAGUGAUGUUUAUAGCUUUGGGAUCAUAGUUCUCGAGAUCAUGAGUGGGAGAAAGGUGCUUGAAGAGAUGAAUGGAGUGAACUCUGGGAUGGUUUUGAUUGCGGAUUGGGCAUGGGAUUUGGUGAAAUCGGGUAGAAUUGAUGAGGUUUUUGAUAGUUCAAUGAGAGAUGGAACGUUGCCAAAGAGUGUGAUGGGUAGAUUUGUAAGAGUUGGAUUAUUAUGUGCUCAUGUGAUGGUGGCAAUUCGGCCUACGAUUUCUGAAGCUCUCAAAAUGUUGGAAGGUGACAUUGAUAUCCCACGGUUGCCGGACCGCCCACCGCCUCUUGGUCACGAGUCGUCUAGAUCAAGUUUCGAGCAUAGCAACAGUGUGUGGUCGAGCACCCAAGGAUCUGUGUUUGGUUCUAGUCACAACCUUUGAAUAUGAGUCAAGACUCAGUUAAGACUUAUUAUUCCACUAUGAACUAUUUACUAGUCAUUGAAUGUAACAUACUUCUUUACUGAUAAUGUACAGGUCACAUGACAACCAUUAAGUGGUUUUUGUAUUCUUUUGUAUAAUAUACUCUGGGAAACUCAAUACAGGUUGUCAUGCUUUUAUUA
This is a messenger RNA of Helianthus annuus (common sunflower), 2072 nucleotides long. RefSeq names its product probable receptor-like protein kinase At1g11050. Bases 43 to 1893 code for a protein of 616 amino acids. Gene Ontology annotation, biological process: protein phosphorylation. Lineage: Eukaryota; Viridiplantae; Streptophyta; Magnoliopsida; Asterales; Asteraceae. The record is from RefSeq and is a predicted model, not a curated record. The transcript has a single exon. Gene Ontology annotation, molecular function: ATP binding; protein kinase activity.